UUAAGACCUGCCGCUAUGGUUGGGACAGCUUCCCGCGAGCGUUUCUGCGAAGGGAAUGGCGCGUAAUGGGGCCGAAAUGGGUGGGCGUGUGGAGGGGUGAUGUGUUGAGAAGCGCAGGGACCGAAGAGGUGACGAGGAAGACGAGUCAGGCGCAGAGAUGAGGCGUCGUUGCCCAUGGCCCUUUGUCUAGAAGUUCCCGCGGCGUGGAAAGGAAGAUCAGGACCCAUAGGAAUCGCGUUGGGAGUUGUACAAAGCGGCCCUUGCGGACAAACAGGCCCUGUUCGCAACCCCAGAUGAACUUUGCCUUCUCCUGACAGGGCAGGCCAACACCAAGGGCAGGGAGGAACCGCUGCGACUCCCUUCUUCCCCGUCACGCCAAGGGAGAAUGAGCCUGACGCAGGUGGCCUUGGCAUGAACCCUGUGGUGCUGCAUAGGAGCUGCAGGUGGCCCCCAGAGCCUCACGAUGGCACUGAAAGCCAAGAAAGGAUUGAAAGGCUCCAUUGAUGAGGUGCUUGGUGACCUCCUGGGGGAUGAUAUGUCAUUCCCUGAGAAGUCCGUGACCCGAGCUGCACAUGGCAGAGACACCGCAGGUGCACCUCGAGGACUUGCUUCAAAGGCUGGAGCCGAGUCCCCCCUGGAAGACGACAAUCUCUUUGGCACCAGAGAAGGCCUGGCUGCAGCUAAUGCUGAGGUUUCAGAUGUCUCAGAUGCCGACCCUCAGGCCUUGCUCCAGGAAUUGGAUGAAAUGGACGCCGACUUCUUAGGCCUGAAGAAGUCUCACCCAGUCCCUGGCAGGACGGCUGCAAAGAGCUCUGGGAAAGAAAUAUCUUCCGGGAACCCCAAACCUGCAGACAAGUUGACAGCCAAGGAGAAAGCAGACACCAUUCCUGCCAGAAGGCCACCUGCUCCAGGCAGCUUUGGGCAUCAGCCCAGGAGGUUUUCCUCGGAAGCCUCAGAGGACCCACUGGCAGGUCUUCUGUCCAAUGAUGAGGAGGAGGUUGCCAAGAAGCCCCCCGGGAUCAAGAGUAAAACAUCUUCUGGCAAGGGUCCCAGCGCCCUCCGAGAGCAAGGCCCCUCCAUUCCCCUAACUCCUGGGGACACUCCUGUCCGAAAGAAAGACGACUCGCUGUUUGAUGAUGGAGAUGACCUCAUGGCUGCUCUGGGGUUUGGGGACAGCCCCAAGACAGAGAAGAGGCUGAUGGGAGAACAGGAAGGGCCCCGCCCAGCCCGCGCCAAGCUGGAUGAGCUGCUGGGCCGCAGCACGACCACCAGCCUCCUGGCUCGCCCAGGCACCGCAGAGCGCAGGGAGUUCAAGCUGGACAAGAAGUAUCAGAGGCCGCAGGACAAAGAGGACUCAUGGGGUGACGAAGACUUCACCUUUGGGGCCUACCAGCCCACCGUGGCUGCCACCGAGGGCCGGCAGUCCCGCCGGCAGUCAGUCAGUAGGUUCUUAGCAGAAGGUAGCCCAGACCCCAGAGGGGACCCAAGCUGCAAGCAGAGCCCACUAGCAGCCUCCAGCCCCAUGCACAGCAGGAAGGGAGGCGCUGACUGGUUGGGCCUCAAGGACGACGACCUGGACCUGCUUUCUCCAUCUCCCACACGGGAGACCCAACCCGGAGGCCCCCCAGGGCCCUCUCCAAGCCAGCGCUCGGCCCCAGCCAGACUGCCCUCCUCAGGGGCAAAGCCGCCUGUCGAGGGUACUGUGUGCCCUGCCAAAGCCUGCCAAGCAUCCAAGCUGGGAGCAUCCAUGGAGAAGGAGGAGGAAGACUGGCUGACACAUGCCUUGUCUCGGAAAAAGUCUCAAGGUCUAGCUAAAGAGGAGCGUGCUGAGGCCACCGGCAGCCCGGAUGCAGGGGAGACAGCUGCGCACCUCAUCCCCAGCAGCCAAGCUGUCCCUAGCGUGACCUCAGGAACAGCAGCCCACCAAGAAACACUGACUGCCAGGCCUGCUGCAGCAGGCUCCAUCCACAGCCGGGGCACAGUGUCACCUGUGACUUGGAACCAGGCUGCCUUGGCCCCGCCAGCAGGUGACCCAAAAACAGGAGCUUCCCCUGGAGACCUCCCUGGUGCUGAUCCCACAGGUGUCUUCCUGAGUUCCCAGGAACCCACAGGGCUCCCUCUACCUGUCCAGCCCCUGAUCCCAGAGUCUGUGGCACCCAACUUGCUGCUGGGCACAGAGUACCAAAAGCAGCUCCUGGCAACUCAGGUGCAGCUCCAGGGAGGCACUUCCCAACUCCAAGCUGAGCUGCUGCAAAGCCAGGCCCGGCUGGCAGAGCUGGAGGCGCAGGUGCGGAAGCUGCAGCUGGAACGGACUCAGCACGGGCUGCUGCUGGAGAGCCUGCAGCAGCGGCACCAGGCUGACCUGGAGCUCAUUGAGAGUGCCCACAGAAGCCGUGUCAAGAUGCUCGAAACAACCUAUGAGCAGCGGGAAGAGCGGCUCCGGCGAGAGAACGAGGAGCUGGCAGCGCGGUGUGUGUCACAGCGCCAGGAGGCCGAGCAGGCCCGCGCGGAGCUCACGGCCCAGCACCAGCGGCGUUUGGCCACCACUGUACAGGAGAAGGACCAGGAGGUGGAGCGGCUGCGGGAGCUGCAGCGCAUGUCCAUCUUGGAAAUGCGCAAGGACCACGAGGAGCAGCUGCAGCGGCUGAAGUUGCUCAAGGACCAGGAGAUUGACGCCGUGACCAGUGCCACCUCCCACACGCGGUCCCUCAACGGCGUCAUUGAGCAGAUGGAGAAGUUCUCCAGCAGCCUGAGUGAGCUCUCCUCCCGCGUGGAGGCCUCACACCUCACUGCCUCCCAGGAGUGGGAGCUGGGCGCCCGGCAGCGGGAUGAGCAGCUCCGAGUGCUGCAGGAGCGGCUGGGCCGGCAGCAGCGGGACAUGGAGGAGGAGCGCAGCCAGCUGCAGGCGGUGAUCGGGAAGAUGGAGGCGCGCCUGAACGAGCAGAGCAGGCUCCUGGAGCAGGAGCGCUGGCGAGUGAAUGCCGAGCAGUCCAAAGCCGAGAGCACACAGCGCGCCCUGGAGGAGCAGAGGAAGCUCGUGGCUCAGCAACUGGCCAUGGAGCGGGCAGAGCUAGACAGGGCCAAGAGCGCCCUGCUGGAGGAGCAGAAGUCCGUGAUGAACAAAUGCGCCGAGGAGCGGCGGCGCCUGGCGGCCGAGUGGGCAGACUUCUUCACACAGCAGAAGCUGAGCAGGGAGCGCGAGGCACGAGAGGUGGAGCGGGCGCUGCAGGCAGACAGCCAGCGGGAGGGUGCCCUCGUCAGCCUGGCCAAGGAGCAGGCGGAGCUCAAGAUCAAGGCCAGCGAGCUCCGGGCCAGGGAGGAGCAGCUGGCGGCCGAGCGGGAGGCCGUGGAGCGCGAGCGACAGGAGCUGCAGCUGGAGAGGGAGAAGGUGAAGGCCGCCGCCCUGCGCCUGCAGCUCCGCACGGAGGAGGUGGAGAGCAUGAGCAAGGUGGCCUCGGCCAAGUACGAGGACGGGGAGCGGGCGCUGCAUGAGGCCCAGCAGGCGCAGUUGGAGCAGCAGGCCCGGCUGCAGGCGGUGCAGCAGCAGCAGGAGCGGUUGCGGCAGCAAGAGCAACACAUGCACCAGGAGCAUCUGAAACUGGCACAGCAGAGGCUGCAGCUCGACCGGAUCCAACAGGAUGUGCCCUCCAGUCUUGCACGGCUGCUUCCCAGGACCCAGGGCCCCGUAGCUGCCAGCUUGCACGCUCCUGUUGCCGUGGCCCCCAGCUGCAGCCAGCCCCCUGCCGGCCCGGACCCUGCACGCCUCUAUGCCAGGCUGCUGCUGCUGAGGCACACAGCUGAGCAGGACCGCGACUUUCUGGAGAACGAGCAAUUCUUCCUGGAGACCCUGAAGAAGGCCUCGUACAACCUGCCCUCCCACUCAGCCUGACAUCUAUCCACAGGGAGUGCCUGUCCGUAGGGGGUGUGU
Molecule: messenger RNA, 3928 nt
Organism: Ochotona princeps (American pika)
Lineage: Eukaryota; Metazoa; Chordata; Mammalia; Lagomorpha; Ochotonidae
Gene: FBF1
Product: Fas binding factor 1
Exons: 30
Coding region: 464-3889 (1141 amino acids)
Biological process (GO): establishment of epithelial cell polarity; cilium assembly
Cellular component (GO): ciliary basal body; centriole; ciliary transition fiber
Source: RefSeq, a predicted model, not a curated record